Messenger RNA from Rhodamnia argentea, 1332 nucleotides. RefSeq names its product E3 ubiquitin-protein ligase RGLG4. Lineage: Eukaryota; Viridiplantae; Streptophyta; Magnoliopsida; Myrtales; Myrtaceae. The record is from RefSeq and is a predicted model, not a curated record.
AUGCCUUCAGACUCUCCUUCUGGGCAAAGUCUGUGAGAUAUGGGCAACUUCUUCUCUUUUCUCAAGAGCGGCUUCCGCCAGCAACCCCGCCGUCCUGCCACCACCCGAAGCACGAGCAUAACCAGCAGUAGAUCUCCUGACCAUCUGACAGAGGUGAAAAUGGAUUCGUCUGCCAAGCAGAGAUAUGCCUUCAUUCCGGAUCGCUUCUCGUCCCUCGAUCAGGUCACGACGGCCUUAAGAGAAGCCGGGCUGGAGUCCUCCAAUCUUAUCCUCGGCAUAGAUUUCACCAAAAGCAAUGAGUGGACAGGCAAGGUCUCGUUCAACAACCGGAGCUUGCAUCGCAUCGGAGACGUGCCGAAUCCCUAUGAGACAGCCAUCUCUAUCGUCGGCAAGACGUUGGCUCCAUUAGACGAAGACAACUUAAUUCCUUGUUUUGGCUUUGGGGAUGUCACGACUCAUGAUCGAGAAGUAUUCAGCUUUCACAGCGAUCAUUCCCCCUGCCAUGGAUUCGAGGAAGUUUUGGCCUGCUAUAGAAGAAUAGUUCCGAGCUUGAAGCUUGCAGGGCCGACAUCUUACGGACCGAUAGUCGAGGCCGCCAUGGACAUUGUGGAGAAAAGUGGCGGCCAGUUCCAUGUAUUGGUUAUCAUUGCAGAUGGCCAGGUCACAAGAAGUGUGGAUACAAGGGAUGAAGAGCUCAGUCCACAAGAAGAGAGAACAAUUGGCUCCAUUGUGGAAGCAAGCUUGUUCCCGCUUGCAAUCGUCCUUGUUGGAGUUGGAGACGGGCCUUGGGAAGACAUGCAAAAGUUCGACGACAGGAUUCCUAAACGUGAAUUUGAUAAUUUUCAGUUUGUGAAUUUCACUAGCAUCAUGUCUAAAAGUGGAAGUCCAUCGGAGAAAGAAGCGGCGUUUGCUCUUGCUGCUCUCAUGGAGAUCCCCUUCCAGUACAAAGCCACCCUCGCUCUUGGACUGCUUGGGCAUGCUAGGGGCAAAGCAAAGAGGGUGUUUCCACGUCCUCCGCCACCAGGAGGUCCGCACCGGGAUGGUGGAAUCAGAAUGCCUACCAACCUCUCAGCCUCAGCUGAUGACCAGCAGAACCAGGUGUGCCCUGUUUGCCUGACAAAUCCCAAGAACAUGGCGUUCGGUUGCGGUCACAUGGCUUGCAGAGAAUGCGAACGGAGAUUGUCCAGUUGUCCGAUAUGCCGGCAGCCAAUCACCAGCAGGCUCAGACUGUACACGUGAUUACUCCACCAGGACUGAAAAAAAAAACACACACACACACACUGGCUGCACUUCUGUUGAGCCUCAGGAAGAUACUUGAGUUUAGAGAGACUG